Molecule: messenger RNA, 1872 nt
Organism: Oncorhynchus mykiss (rainbow trout)
Lineage: Eukaryota; Metazoa; Chordata; Actinopteri; Salmoniformes; Salmonidae
Product: SRY-box transcription factor 7
Biological process (GO): positive regulation of transcription by RNA polymerase II; cell differentiation
Cellular component (GO): nucleus
Molecular function (GO): RNA polymerase II cis-regulatory region sequence-specific DNA binding; DNA-binding transcription activator activity, RNA polymerase II-specific
Source: RefSeq, a predicted model, not a curated record
AUAUAAAGAGCUGUUUUGCCUCCCGACCGCAAGCAAACACUGAAUCGCAAACACUGAAUCACAACCUCAUAGGAGGAGAUCAGAAACCACACAUACACACGGUGCUUCUCAUAACCAAAAGUGGCAUCCAGUCUAGCUUAGACUUCUAGCCUACAGCUCAACCAAUUUAGUCAGUUGAUGAGUCAGGUCGCUACAAACCCAAAUUCUUUACUCUUAAAAAAAAGUGAUAAAUAUCUUAUGGAACGUAUUUCUUAAGGCGCAUCCCAUUGUAAUAGAGUCUAGUAAAUUGAGAGCAAGUGAAGUUUUGUUGAGAGAGGAGAGAGCGCAGAGAGCGAGGAUGGCUGCACUGAUCAGCGCGUACUCGUCUUGGCCGGAGAGCUUUGAGUGCUCGGCGGGAGAUGGAGACGUGCCCGACGGACAUGGCUCACACAGAACUCCCGUGGACAAGGCGUCGGAGCCGCGCAUCAGGCGGCCCAUGAAUGCGUUCAUGGUCUGGGCCAAAGAUGAGAGGAAGCGCCUGGCUGUCCAAAACCCAGACCUGCACAACGCAGAGCUCAGUAAAAUGCUAGGCAAGUCGUGGAAGGCGCUGACCCCCUCUCAGAAGCGUCCCUACGUGGAGGAGGCCGAGAGGUUGCGCGUGCAACACAUGCAGGACUACCCCAACUACAAGUAUCGCCCUCGUCGCAAGAAGCAGCUAAAACGCAUCUGUAAACGCGUGGACCCCGGCUUCCUGCUGGGCAGCCUGGCGGGCCCCGACCAGAAUGCCUUGUCCGACCCCCGGGGCCUCUGCCACCCCUUGGGUUUGGAUAAGGACGAGGAUGGGAUUAGUGGUGGUGACGGAGGUGUUGGGUUCUCGUCCCUCUCUUCCCGCAGCCCAGGACCUCUACCUGGGGUUAGAUCCUUCAGAGACGUACCGUCCAGCUCCAACAGCUUCGACACCUAUCCCUACGGCCUCCCCACCCCGCCUGAGAUGUCCCCUCUGGAUCACGACCACCCCUCCUACUACCCUUCUUCCUCUUCCUCCUCCUCGUCCGUCUCUUCCCCCGAGGAGCGCCACCAGCACCGUCAGGGUCAGACCCCCGGAGGUGGAGGUGGGGGUCCCAUGUGCCUCAGUCCUUCAUCCUACCACCCUGACUACACCCCAACUCAGACUUCCAUUCACUGUGGUGGCUCCCACUCCCACCUGACCCACCUCUCCCACUUGUCCCAGACCCAGUCCGGAGGCCUCAUCCCUGGGCAUCCUCUGUCCUACUACAACCCAUCCUCCUGGUCCUCCCAGCUCCAGGUCCACCCGGGCCUCAAUCACCCUCACUUAAGGCACCUUUCCCCAGGUCACCACCAACAGCACCACUUGGGUCAGCUAUCCCCUCCUCCCGAGCAGAACCACAGUCACCUGGAGACUUUGGACCAGCUGAGUCAGGUAGAGCUUCUAGGGGAGGUCGACCGCGAUGAGUUCGACCAGUACCUGAACUCGACGGUGGCAGGCGCUGCAGCAGCAGGGGUGGGGGUGUUCCGUUCCGAACAGGGAGGAGGAGGAGGAGGAGGAGGAGGAACGAUGACGGUGACCGGUCACAUCCAGGUGACAUCGGCCUCAGCUCCGUCUUCUGAAAGCAGCGUCGUCGGGGAAACCAGCCUGAUCUCUGUGCUGGCGGACGCCACGGCAGCAUACUACAACAACUACGGCAUCUCUUAGACAGGACGGGUUGUCGAGUUACCUGGUCGCCAUGCCUACGCCCGCCGCUCUCGUCGUCACACCUGGAACUGACCAGGGGACAUAUGUCUCAAGCGUUUUAGAGUAGGAGUGCUGAUCUAGGAUCAGGUCCCCCCCCCCCCGGUCCAUGUAAUCUGAUUCAUUAUGAUCUAGGAUCAGCC